AUGGGAAAUAAAAAUGUAAAAGCCAAAGAAUUAGUGUAUGAACUCUGCAAAAAUGACAUAACGUCUCUAAGUGUCACAUUGAAAACCUUUAAAUCUUUAGAUUUUUUACUUGAUAUUCCAAGUGAUUUGAGAGAAAAAUUUAAGAUUCCUUAUCAUUGGCAGAAAAAAAAAAAUGGUGGCGUUAACGGAAUCCGAGGUGCACCCCUUUAUGGAGCAGGCAUAGUCUGAUCACUGCUUUGGAUCGGGGUUUAGGAUAUCCUGAUAAAGCUGAAAACAGGGCCUCUGUACCUUUUCAAAAAGACUUCAGUUUGGAGAUGCUUGCAGAAGAGUGAACCUUGCUUCUCCCCUCUACAGAUGGCAGCUCUGACCUAGGGAGCUGAUCCCUUGGAUAGGUGGUUUAGAUCGAAAAACCAAAAUAACAGCUCUCCAUUUGCAUCUUUUGUCUCAUGGGGCGAUGGAGACAGCUAUUAUGGAGCCAAAACAAGGGUAAAGACUCGCUUACGGCUAGCUUAAUCGUUUAAUUAAUCAUUAUUAUUGGCACCCAUCUCCUCUGCACUUGAUUUGCUAUUUUAAAAACUAUGAUUUGCUAGAAUUUGUAUUUGAAGCAUUCGAGCAUAUUGAUUUAAAUAUCCAAGACAACAAUGGCUACACACCAUUGAUGAGUUCUAUUCGAAAAGAAGACAUACUUAAUUUCAGUAAAUAUAAAAUUUCUCUGGUUGCCGUUAUUCUAUUUUUAAAUAGAAAAUAGGACAGCGACUAGUCAGUAGAAAUAUUUAUAUCCACUGUUAUCAGGCAUAUAUAUAUUUUUGUGAAAGGCUGCUACUCCACAAGAUAUCAAUUAAAAUUAAAAAAAAAAUUAUUAUUUUGUCUAUUGUUCUAUCGUUAGUUGCUUAAAUUGGAACAUUGCAAUCUGCAUGUGUAAUCUUUAUCCACGUGUGAAAAGAUGAUUCCACAUGUGAAGCCCUUUUGAUUUCACAUGUGGAAUCAUCUUUUUACACGUGGAAAAGAUUCCACAUGUAGGUUGCAAUGUUUCAAUUUAAGCAACUAAUAAUAUUAAUAAAUUAAAUAAUUAUAAAAAAAUUUUGCUAUUAAUAAUUAUAAUUAAAAAAUUAAAUUUGCUCCUCAUAAAUUGAGAAGUUAGAAUACGGAGCAUUGCAUACUACCAAUAACCAAUUUGACAAUGGAGAUUCUCCUUUGCACUAUGCAUGCGACAUUGGCAAUAUAAAUAUCGUUAAAUUACUUCUUGACUAUGGAGCAAUCAUAGAUAUCCCAAAUGCCUUAAAAAUUACACCUCUCAUGUACGCAGUCCAAAAAGAGCACUGAAAACUUGUCAAAGUUUUGUUAUCAUAUAAAUCAGAUCCAACUAUUAAAGACAUUUACGGAGAUACAGCGUUGCAUUGGGCAAUUAAAAAAAAGGCCAAAAAAGCAAUUAUUGACGAACUGAUACGAGGCAGAGAUCUAACUGAAUUACUAUAUGAUAAAAACGAAGAAGGCAUUACUUUGCUCCAGUUAUGAAGAAUAAACAUGCCCAAUGAAGAUCCAUUAUUUUUAAACCAAUCAAAUACCUCAGAAACAGUUACUGAUCGAACUGCAUCAUUUGAGAAGUUUGAAGAAGAAAAUCCCAUUGUGCUUGAGCCAGUUCAAAAGCCAAAUAUUGUAUUGAAAAGUGUUGGAAAAAUUAUUGAUUUUUUUAUUACUGAUGAAUUAUCAUGGACAAAUAAUUAA
Messenger RNA from Blepharisma stoltei, 1725 nucleotides. The record is from the annotation of a GenBank genome assembly. Lineage: Eukaryota; Ciliophora; Heterotrichea; Heterotrichida; Blepharismidae.